GGAUAAAACUGCCUUAUCACUAAGGCAUCUACUUUAUGUAAAUUAUUGUUUGUCCGUUUUCUUUAGUGCGUUUUUCUUUUGCUUUAAUAGCUGUCACGGAUAGGGACAUGUGAACCACUUGUGAGUCCUACUCCGCUAUAAAUAAGAGCCUUGAUGCUCGUUUGUAAUCAGAAUGAAAUUAAGUUUGAAUGAAGUUUUUCAUUUCUCCUAAAAUCUUAGAAUUUUAGUGUUGAUAGUUGAGGUAAUACUCUGGAGCUAUCAGAACGUUGAGGUAAUACUCUGGAGCGUUCACAAAUCAAAAUUCGAAAGAAUCAUAGACGGUCGUAGUGGACUGAUAACAAAGACGAAAGUCAUCAAUUCAAAAUCAAAUUCAAGAAUAUCAAAUCAGGUAUAAACAUGUUUAUGUUAAAUUUAUUUAACAUCUUUCAAUACUAUAGAAUAUCAAAGUUCUGUUUAAAUAAUGUUCAAAUACAUGUUAAAAUAUUUCAAAGAUCAAUAUGACUGAAGUAUCAUAUUUCGAAGAAACAUCUAGCUAUCACACAGAUGCUAUCUGUAAUAAUAAAAUAGAAAGUGCAGAAUUAUCUUUAACUGCAGAAGAAAAUUUCAAAAGAAAAUAUAACAUGUUCAAAAAUAUUUUCUCAAGAAAAAAUAUUCUGAAAUUUGGAAUAAUGACAGGAGAAGAAGCAAUUCCCAUUGAUUCUACUCAUGGAAAUAUAGUUAUAUCUACUAUAGAUACAACUCAACUUAAAGAAAGAAUUAAAACCUUUCCAGAAAAUGAAAGAUCUAAAAUUGGUUAUAUUCAUAUAUCAACCAUUCAGAUUUUAAUUAAAAGUACUUUUAUGAAAGGUAUUAAUUCACCUCUAGAAAUAGCUUUAAAAGACUCUAGAAUUCUAGACACAGAUCAAGCAACAAUUGCAAAAGGAAAUUGCAAUCUAAAAUAUGGUAAAAUCAAAUUUGAUAUAAAUUUACAAAUUGGUUUAUCCCUAAAAGAUAAGGAUCUUGAUAGAUCUAUAGUUUUUCAUUAUAAAAUGAAAAACAAAAAUUUUAUGAAAAAAGGUAAUCACCCCUUUACCAUUUACUAUAGAAUUAACUAUGCUUUGAGUAAUUCACAUCAUAGUAUAGAAUUCAAAGGAAAAGACACAAUUCAUAUUGACGAAUUGUUUGCACCUAUAGUGACUCUAAAGUCACCUAUAUUAAGAAGCCUAGCAAGGAAUAGUUGUUCUUUAAUAGAAGCUGACAGAGAUCUGUUUGAGGAAACAGAAGACAAAUCGUUAUUUAGAAGCAAAAGCCUUAGAAUAACACCACCCAAAAGAGAUUUUUAUAUCUCAGAACAAAAAGAGCUAAAAUUAGAGUUAAGAGAAUACCAAAAAACUCUAAAAAUGAUUCUAGAAAGAGACCCCACACAUAUCUACGGAUUCUAUGAUGUGGUUAAGUAUAAUAUAGAGCGCCUUGAAGGCACUAUAGAAUGGGCAUCACAAACCCAAACAUAUGAUGAAGACGACAUUAGAAGUUUUCAAAAAUGUCUCCAAAGAGACUUAAAUCUCUCAAGGAUUCAAAAGACCCUCGAAAGAUUACCUUCCGCAAAUGCAGCUACCUAG
Messenger RNA from Trifolium pratense (red clover), 1598 nucleotides. RefSeq lists its product as uncharacterized. The record is from RefSeq and is a predicted model, not a curated record. The coding region runs from base 498 to 1598 and encodes 366 amino acids. The transcript is spliced from 2 exons. NCBI's taxonomy places the organism in Eukaryota, Viridiplantae, Streptophyta, Magnoliopsida, Fabales, Fabaceae.